Molecule: messenger RNA, 543 nt
Organism: Adineta ricciae
Lineage: Eukaryota; Metazoa; Rotifera; Eurotatoria; Adinetida; Adinetidae
Source: the annotation of a GenBank genome assembly
AUGAGUUCGUCGACGCCAAAACCAGUGACAUUGGAAGGAAGUUGCCACUGCCAACGUGUGAAAUUUUCAGUCGAUUCAUACACACCGUAUCCGUACAUGAUCUGUCAUUGCCAUGCAGACACGAAAACAGCAGGUGUCUUUAACUGUAAUAUCAUGGGCGAAUAUUCAACAUUGAAAGUUAAACAAGGUCAAGAAUUUAUCAAAAUUUAUCAAGCAAAAUUAACAGAAACGGAAAGUGGUGCUGAUGAAAAAUCAACUGUAAAAUUAAGCAAUCACAAACGACAUUUUUGCAGUGAAUGUGCUUCGUAUCUAUGGGCUUAUGACGAUCGGUAUGCUCAAUGGGUUUAUCCAUUUGCAUCUGCCAUAGACACACCCCUGCCAAAACCGGAAGAAUAUAUUCAUAUAAUGACCGAUUUUAAACUUAAUCAUGUCGAAAUUCCAACUGGAAGUUUUAUUCACAGUUAUCCACGUUAUCCACAAGGAAGCAUUGAAGAAUGGCACAAAAAACAUGGCGUUUAUGGGACUUAUACAAUCGAAAAAUAA